Messenger RNA from Chrysoperla carnea, 1780 nucleotides. It is a transcript of the gene SCOT, whose product is annotated as succinyl-CoA:3-ketoacid coenzyme A transferase 1, mitochondrial. Gene Ontology annotation, cellular component: mitochondrion. Bases 133 to 1683 code for a protein of 516 amino acids. Gene Ontology annotation, biological process: ketone body catabolic process. The transcript is spliced from 6 exons. Lineage: Eukaryota; Metazoa; Arthropoda; Insecta; Neuroptera; Chrysopidae. The record is from RefSeq and is a predicted model, not a curated record. Gene Ontology annotation, molecular function: succinyl-CoA:3-oxo-acid CoA-transferase activity.
CUAAAUUCUCUGAUGUAAUACCAAAAUUACAUCAACAAUUGUUAUUUCAACUAACGAAUAGUGUAAAUAUGUUUGUGUACUUAUGUUAAGAAAAUAUUAAGACUUAAAGUGUAAUUAACAAAUUAAUAAAUAAUGGCCAGUGUUGUAAGUUUAAAUCGUGUUAGUUUAAGUUGCUUAGGACAUUUUAAACAUUGUAAAAAGAUUUCAGUUUUUAAAUUUUCAACAACUAGCAGUCGAUCAGUGCAAAUUUAUGAUUCCCCCGAAGAGGCAGUUAAAGAUAUUAAAGAUGGUUCAAAAAUAUUGUGCGGUGGUUUUGGAUUAUGUGGUAUACCGGAAAACUUAAUUGAGGCUUUACGUAAACAGGGAACGAAAGAUUUGACUGUUGUAUCGAAUAAUGCUGGUACUGAUAAAUAUGGAUUAGGAAUUUUAUUAAAUGAGAAGCGAGUAAAACGAAUAAUCGCCUCUUAUGUGGGUGAGAAUCGUGAAUUUGAAAGGCAGUACUUAAGUGGGGAACUGGAAGUUGUUCUUACGCCACAGGGUACUUUAGCUGAGAAACUUCGAGCAGGAGGUGCCGGAAUCCCAGCAUUUUAUACUCCCACAGCCUUUGGUACUUUAGUACAAGAAGGUGGUGUUCCUAUUAAAUACAACGAUAAAAAACAAGUUGUCAUUGCAAGUGAUCCAAAAGAUAUUGCAAAUUUCGAUGGAGUCGAUUAUGUAUUAGAAAAAGCUAUUCGAGGUGAUUUCGCCUUGGUAAAAGGAUGGAAAGCUGAUAAAGCUGGAAAUGUAAUAUUUCGUAAAUCCGCUAUGAACUUCAAUCCAACAUUAUGUAAAGCAGCGAAAGUAUCGAUUGUCGAAGUUGAAGAAAUCGUUGAAAUUGGUGCCAUUGAACCGGAAAAUGUACAUUUGCCAGGAAUUUUUGUUCACAGAUUACUUAAAGGCAGUAGUUAUAAAAAACCAAUUGAGAAAAUUACAGUAAGCAAACAAAGUUCAUCCAUUGCAUCAGUUGUAGCAAAAACACCAGCGGUUGCAGAACGAGAACGUAUAGUGAAGCGAGCUGCGCAAGAAUUUAAGGAUGGAAUGUAUGUAAAUUUGGGAAUUGGUAUUCCUAUGUUGGCUGCAAAUUUCAUUCCUGAAGGUGUGAAAGUACUUCUUCAAUCUGAAAAUGGUAUCCUUGGAUUAGGUGAAUUCCCAAAACCAGAAGAUGUCGAUGCUGAUUUAAUUAAUGCGGGCAAACAAACUGUAACUGUGGUACCCGGAGCAAGCUACUUUAGUGCCGAUGCUAGUUUUGCAAUGAUCCGUGGUGGGCAUAUUGAUAUUACAAUUUUAGGAGCUAUGGAAGUUUCACAAUAUGGUGAUUUAGCAAAUUGGAUGAUUCCAGGCUCAAUGGUAAAAGGUAUGGGUGGUGCAAUGGAUUUAGUAUCCUGCCCAAGAACAAAAGUUAUCGUUACAAUGAACCAUAAUUCAAAGGACGGUGGCAAGAAGAUUUUAGAAGAGUGUACAUUACCUUUAACCGGUAAACGAUGUGUUGAUAUGAUUAUUACGGAAAAAGGUGUAUUUAAAGUAGAUCCAGAAAGUGGGUUAGAAUUAAUCGAAUUAGCCGAAGGAGUUCCGGUAGAAGAUGUUAUUAUGAAUACAGGUUGUAGUUUUCGUGUUUCAGAAGAAUUAAAACCAAUGAAAGGCUAACUGGAUUUUAACUAUUCUUUCAAUAUUUAACCAAGAACGGAGUAUGGAUCCUGAAUUUUUUUAAUUGUUACAAAAUAUUAUUAAUGUUAUUAUUAUU